Molecule: messenger RNA, 1830 nt
Organism: Acytostelium subglobosum LB1
Lineage: Eukaryota; Evosea; Eumycetozoa; Acytosteliales; Acytosteliaceae
Exons: 3
Coding region: 1-1830 (609 amino acids)
Source: RefSeq, a predicted model, not a curated record
AUGAAUGAUCCUUUCCACAAGGUGUUUGGUAUAACUAGUAUUGGCAAGUUGAUCAUGGGUCAUGUUGGAAGUGUACACAGAUCACUUGGUAUCGAGGAUGGCAAGCUGAUAAAGGGUGCAACACUUUUGGCCAAAGACAGUUUGGUACAAUAUAUCAAAUAUGGUGCCGUGGAAUGGUUCCUCAAAUCAUAUUCUACAUUCUCAAACAAGUACAGUACCAACAAUGCCGUUCUGCUGGAGGAGGCAUUCAUUAGAGGGGACACACGUAUAUUGGAAGUGUUACUUGCCAAUCCCUGCAUGACAUUGGAUAGCGAUCUAAGCCUCAGCCUCUCCAAACGAUUUGUCAGCAGCCUGUCAUCAUGUACUCAUCCGAGAUGGGAGUGGAUUCUUUCAGAGUACUUGACAAUCACAUGCAUCUCAACGCCGUCCCAAAUCAACAUCAGGAUUGAUCUCGAGUUGAUGGAAUUGAUCAAACACCCAUCGUUCAUCAAGAAGCUCAUCAAACUCGGAGCCAAGCUCACACCACUCAUUGCAAACACACGGAUGGAUGCCUGGUUCGAUUGUCCAUGGGCUUUGGAGAUGUUCCAGGUGUUGUUUGACAAUGAUCUCUUGCCAUCUGCAUGCAUUAUCAAACUACUGGGCAUGGCUGCCGCACAGAACAACUCCACAAUGUAUCAUCACAUCUUGACCACGAGCAUACAGUACAUCGACUUUUUCUUUGAGUUCUCACCAGAGGUAUUGAUUACGCCUUGUUGUCAGUAUGGACGGAUGGAUAUUCUGAACCUGACGUUCAAUCAAUUGGAUAUACAUCGAGACAUCAUUGUUUGGAAACCUAAUGAUAACAAUUGGAUGGACUGGUUAACAAUUGCUGCAAAGAAUGGUCACACUACAAUGGUCGUAUACUUGUAUGAUCACGUCAGAACAUUGAUGUAUGCACCGAAUUGCCUAUUGGAGGCGACCAAGGUUGCACUGGAAAAUGGUCACAUGGAUGUUGUUGACUACCUCCUCGAGAUAUUGCAAUCAUUUGAUCCCGCCGAACAUAUAAUAACCCUCAACAAAGUUCAUCAAAGUAUACUAUCGAUUGGUCUUCUUGAUCGUCUGGUUGCACACGCCAAUACCCGUCCAAGAUUGGACAAAGUCAUGAAGAAUGCGGUCAGAGCACGCGAUAAAGAUGCGGUUACGUACAUUAUUAAGGGCCUCAAACUAGGUCAGUCUUCGUUAUCAUUCCAAAAAGGCUUGUCCAUUGCUAUAGCACUCUGUCAGUUGGACUUGGCAUCAAUGAUCAAGGAUCAGUUCCCAUAUUUGCGUGUCUUGGCUCCAGAGUUAAACUCAAUGAUCAGAUUUGUCGGCUCACCAGACUGUCCAAUAAGCGAAGAGGAUGCUAUCAACUUUGUCAAGGACACUAGAUUGGAUCUCAACCCAAACCAGCUCUCCAAGCUCAUCAUAUCAGCGUCAACCAAGUCAUUGGCAUUCAUUCAGAUUGUGGUGUCCAGAUUCACCGCAGUAUGCUCAGGUAAUGGAGGCCCUUUUGUGGAGAUCAAAGACGAUGAUAUGAAGGAGGCCAUCAAUGAAUACAGAGCGUCUGGGACCAUGAAGACAGUAUGGUCGCUACCCCAGGAGAUCAUCCCAUCCAAUAUCUCAGACCCAGUAGUAUUGGAAUUCCUCUUGGACAAAGGCUACCAUAAUCUGAGUGAUAGGUCAGAUAUCUCAUUGACUUUGAAUAUAUGGUUGCCGGAAGGACUCAACUCCAUCGCGAUUAUCUGGAACAAUCACAAGUACAAAUCAUGCUCAACUCCAUCGUCCUUCAAUCACUCGACAAAGGGCACAUGA